AUGAAACUCUGCAUCCUGCUCACGCUCGGGACUCUGGUCGUGCUCGUUCAAGGAAUGCCGCCAAUCAGCAGGGAUUUUAACACACACUGUCGGUGCCUGCAAUUUGAGUCGAGGAUCAUCCCUUCGGCGAGCCUGAAGAACAUCAAACUGGUCCCAGAGGGGCCUCACUGUGCCGAAACCGAAGUCAUAGCCAGCUUGACGAGUGGGGAGAAGGUCUGUCUGAAUCCUCGAUCCGACUGGGUGAGGAAGAUCAUCCACUUUGUGCUUGAGAAACAACUUCGCAGGAACCCAGCGUAA
Molecule: messenger RNA, 297 nt
Organism: Nematolebias whitei (Rio pearlfish)
Lineage: Eukaryota; Metazoa; Chordata; Actinopteri; Cyprinodontiformes; Rivulidae
Gene: cxcl19
Product: chemokine (C-X-C motif) ligand 19
Exons: 3
Coding region: 1-297 (98 amino acids)
Biological process (GO): neutrophil chemotaxis; antimicrobial humoral immune response mediated by antimicrobial peptide; chemokine-mediated signaling pathway
Cellular component (GO): extracellular region
Molecular function (GO): chemokine activity; CXCR chemokine receptor binding
Source: RefSeq, a predicted model, not a curated record